Messenger RNA from Colius striatus (speckled mousebird), 2520 nucleotides. It is a transcript of the gene DTNB, whose product is annotated as dystrobrevin beta. NCBI's taxonomy places the organism in Eukaryota, Metazoa, Chordata, Aves, Coliiformes, Coliidae. Gene Ontology annotation, cellular component: plasma membrane; synapse. The record is from RefSeq and is a predicted model, not a curated record. Gene Ontology annotation, biological process: synaptic signaling. Bases 227 to 2110 code for a protein of 627 amino acids. The transcript is spliced from 22 exons. Gene Ontology annotation, molecular function: zinc ion binding.
UGGAGCGGGGAGGCUGAGGCGUUCGGUCGCUCGUGCCCGUGGAGCCGAACGGCGACGGCCGCGGCGUGGCGGGCGGUAGCGGCUGGAGCCCGUCCGCACCGGGCGUCCCGCGCCCCGGGAACCCCCGACCGUCGCUCCCGGGAGAGACUGUCUUUAAAUGUUUGAAGAAGGAGCUGAGCCCAGGAAAGUGGAAGUUGUCCUGAGAGACUUCUCAGUGUAAUUCAGAAUGAUUGAGGAGAGUGGGAAGAGGAGGAGGACAAUGGCAGAGAAGAGACAGCUGUUCAUGGAAAUGAGAGCACAGAAUUUUGAUGUCAUCAGACUUUCAACGUAUCGAACAGCCUGUAAACUGCGGUUUGUACAAAAAAGAUGUAAUCUUCAUCUUGUUGAUAUCUGGAAUAUGAUUGAAGCCUUCCGAGAUAAUGGCCUUAACACUUUGGAUCAUAACACAGAGAUCAACGUGUCUCGACUAGAAACAAUCAUUUCAUCCAUCUACUACCAGCUAAACAAACGCCUUCCUUCUACUCACCAAAUCAGUGUAGAGCAAUCCAUCAGCCUCCUCCUCAACUUCAUGAUAGCAGCAUAUGACAGUGAGGGCCAUGGGAAGCUGACGGUGUUUUCAGUGAAAGCCAUGUUAGCAACAAUGUGCGGUGGGAAAAUCCUGGAUAAACUAAGAUAUAUAUUCUCUCAAAUAUCAGAUUCAAAUGGACUAAUGAUAUUUACAAAGUUUGACCAGUUUCUGAAGGAAGUUCUAAAACUCCCAACAGCUGUCUUUGAGGGGCCUUCUUUUGGAUACACGGAACAUUCUGUACGGACCUGUUUCCCACAACAGAAAAAGAUCAUGCUAAACAUGUUUUUAGACACAUUGAUGGCUGAUCCACCUCCUCAGUGCCUUGUGUGGCUGCCUCUCAUGCACAGACUUGCCCAUGUUGAAAAUGUCUUCCAUCCCGUGGAAUGUUCGUAUUGCCGCUGUGAGAGCAUGAUGGGCUUCCGGUACCGGUGCCAGCAGUGCCACAACUACCAGCUCUGUCAAAACUGUUUUUGGCGUGGCCACGCAAAUGGUCCUCAUAGCAACCAGCAUCAGAUGAAGGAGCAUUCCUCUUGGAAGUCACCUGCAAAGAAGCUGAGCCAUGCAAUUAGUAAAUCACUUGGUUGUGUACCAAGCAGAGAACCGCCUCGUCCUGUCUUUCCCGAGCAGCCAGAAAAGCCACUUGAUCUUGCACAUAUAGUUCCUCCUCGGCUUCUGACCAACAUGAAUGACACCAUGGUGACCCACAUGUCCUCUGGAGCACCCACACCAACAAAAAGGUCCCAGUGCAGCCCGGCCGGUGCCAGCCCGGUAGCUGAUGAGCACAUGCUGAUAGCCACCUUUGUGACGCGGCUACAGAGUGGUGCACGCGUCCUGGACAGCCCCGGCCGGCUGGAUGAGGAGCACAGGCUGAUUGCCAGAUACGCCGCCCGGCUGGCUGCCGAAGCUGGAAAUGCACCUCGCCCACCAACAGACCUGGGUUUCAGCUUUGAUGCCAACAAACAACAAAGACAGUUGAUAGCAGAGCUGGAAAACAAAAACAGAGAGAUACUCCAAGAAAUUCAGCGUCUCAGGCUGGAACAUGAACAAGCCUCUCAACCCACCCCUGAAAAAGCCCAGCAGAACCCAACGUUAUUGGCGGAGCUCAGGCUUCUACGGCAGAGAAAGGAUGAAUUGGAACAGAGGAUGUCUGCACUUCAAGAAAGCAGAAGGGAACUGAUGGUGCAGCUUGAAGGGCUGAUGAAACUGCUCAAAGAAGAAGAGCAAAAGCAGGCAGCGCAGGCAGCGGGCUCAGCACAGUCCUCGCCCACACAUGGAGCCACCCGCCCCAUGCCCAUGCCCGUCAGAUCCACCUCUGCUGGCUCCACCCCAACCCACGGCCCGCAGGACACGCUCGCCAGUGUCGGGGGAGAUGUGCAGGAGGCUUUCACACAAGGUACGAGAAGGAACCUCCGCAACGACCUGCUGGUAGCAGCCGAUUCCAUCACCAACACCAUGUCCUCGCUGGUGAAGGAACUUCACUCAGCAGAGGAAGAAGAUGAGGAAGAAACAGAAAAAAUGCAGAAUGGAAAGGACCAAGGUUAGACCGACGGCUGCAGGCUGUGCAGUAACUCAGGCACGGAGGGUGACGCUUACAACCAAGAGUCUCCUCGGCCUUUGGAAGAGGCACGUUCCAGCCGAUACAUUCACCAUCGUGCAACUGUGACCGAUCUCCACCACCUGCUGAUGAGAGCGGCUUCCUCAGAUCCUCCUGAGGGCUUUCCCCAGGGGCCCUCGCCUCUUAGGUCAUUGCAUGUACUAUUUUCCUUCCUGUGUUUACUAACAAUAAUCAGACGAUGCCUCAUGAAACUCAGCAAUUUAUGGGAGAUUUAAGAAAAGAAAAGGAAAAAAAAGGAAAGCCAAUCCUGCCUGCUCCUGCCAAGUGUGCUGAUCCUUUUUGGUUUCCUCCCAAAUGGUGUCGUCAUCAUGUCACACACUGGUUUUUCCCCUUUGAC